AUGGAAGAUACAGAUCUAGACAAGAAACUGGGAUCGUGGGAUGUCGACUCAACUAUCAAAUUUGCCAGAGAACUCCCUGCUUUAGGGGUUGAUCUAUUGGAUGUCAGCAGCGAUGAAAACAAUCCCGGCCAGUAUCUUGAUGGAGCUAACACGAAAGACUACAACGUAAACAUUGCUGGCAGGAUCAGAGAUGACAUCCGCGUCAAUAAUCUAGAGUUGUUGAUCGGAGUCGUUGGCAUGAUCACGACAGCAGAACAGGCUGGAGACAUAGUGGAACAGGGCGGAAAUCAACCCAAGAAAGACCCAGAUGCAGAAGGCGAGGCUACAAAACAGGUGACGCAUGUCAAAAGCAAUAGACAGGCAAUGGAAGAUUCUGUUUUUGUUGCUAGGCCGUUCUUGAGGGAGCCAGACUGGGUCUUCAAGGUUGCCUCCAAGUUGGGAGUAGACGUCUGGCGGCCAAAUUAG
Messenger RNA from Talaromyces rugulosus, 465 nucleotides. RefSeq lists its product as uncharacterized. The record is from RefSeq and is a predicted model, not a curated record. Gene Ontology annotation, cellular component: intracellular anatomical structure. Gene Ontology annotation, molecular function: FMN binding; NADPH dehydrogenase activity; NADP binding. The transcript has a single exon. NCBI's taxonomy places the organism in Eukaryota, Fungi, Ascomycota, Eurotiomycetes, Eurotiales, Trichocomaceae. Bases 1 to 465 code for a protein of 154 amino acids.